CUAACUCAUAUUUUCAGGUUCGUCGGUGGGGAUGUUACACUUUAAAUACAAAGUGCACACAUUGAGAGAGUAUUGAGAGAGCUUUAGCUUGAAUAAGAUUCGAGAGAAGAGCUGUAGAGAGUUGGGCAAGGGAUGUGGUCUUUAUGUAGUAGAGGAGUAGGGAUUUGGCGAAUGAAAUUUGAAAAAUGGUUUGAAAAAGGAAGUAAAACUCACCAACGAAUUAUGGGCGAUCGACCAUUCUCAUGCAAUGGUUGAGGUUGCUAGAUCUUUCUCUUCAAAUCUAAAAACCUGAUCGGGUGGCCUCGCCGAGUUAUACCACCUGAACUACAGUAUACAUCCAGACAGCUUGUAAAAGUUUCCGAGCUCUAUAGCAUUGGAGCCCGACGAAAUCUCAUCUUCUACGGUCGAUCUUCCGCCGGACUUUGAUCCUCUGAUCAUUUCAAGAAUGAGCCAGGUUUUCGAAGGAUAUGAGCGGCAAUACUGCGAGCUUUCUUCUAACUUGUCUAAGAAGUGCACCACAGCUAGUGGUCUCAAUGGAGAACAAAAGAAGCAGAAAAUUUCAGAAGUGAGAUCUGGUCUGGAAGAUGCUGAAGCUUUGAUUCGCAAAAUGGAUCUCGAGGCUAGGAGUUUACAACCAAAUGUAAAGGGCCAACUCCUUCUGAAGUUGAGAGAAUAUAAAAAUGAUCUGAACAAUUUGAAAAGUGAAGUUAAAAGAAUUACAUCAGCUAAUGCUAAUCAAGCAGCAAGGGAUGAUUUGUUGGAAUCUGGAAUGGCAGAUGCUAAGGUAUCAACUGAUCAAAGGCAAAGACUGAUGAUGUCAACUGAGAGAUUAAAUCAGUCUAGUGACAGGAUUAGAGAAGGCCGAAAAAUGAUGUUCGAAACUGAAGAGCUCGGGGUUUCAAUUCUUCAAGAUUUGCACCAGCAGCGCCAGUCCCUUCUGCAUGCUCAUAACACACUCCACGGAGUGGACGACAACAUUAGCAGGAGCAAGAAGAUACUGACUAACAUGUCAAGAAGGAUGAGCAGGAAUAAAUGGAUCAUCGGAUUAAUCGUUACAGUAUUAUUGAUUGCAAUCGCAUUGAUUCUUUACUUUAAAUUGGCACGUUAGGUGCAACGCCCAGGUUUCCGCAUCUACAUCCAGUGUGAGUUUUUAUGAACUGGAAAGCGUGUGUGUUUUGAAACGUCGAACUAUUUUCAUCCAAUUCGACUUCUGCUAGCUGUUUUAGUUUUGAGGGUUUUGUGUUUUUGUUAUUGUGUGCUGCUGUGAUUUAAGUCUCUAAGUGCAGUUUUAUAGCCUGUAUGCAUUUUUCAAUUGAUGAUGACAAAUAUUUCCUUCACUUAGAUUCCCUUUGACUUGAACUGUGUUACUAUAUGAUUCAUAAUCACCUUGGGGAACUAUAAUUUUAUUCAUAUACUUCCCCAUCCCAAAUUAGAUUGUGUGUUUCAAUUUUAUCAGACUUCAAUGCUACUUUGAUUUUUAAUAAUUUUGUUUGUACAUCAUGAGAGAGAGGAAGUAUCAAUCCUCAAUGAAUAUGUAACCUCUUG
Cuscuta campestris is the source of this 1545-nucleotide messenger RNA. NCBI's taxonomy places the organism in Eukaryota, Viridiplantae, Streptophyta, Magnoliopsida, Solanales, Convolvulaceae. The record is from the annotation of a GenBank genome assembly.